Messenger RNA from Centruroides sculpturatus (bark scorpion), 1732 nucleotides. RefSeq lists its product as uncharacterized. The record is from RefSeq and is a predicted model, not a curated record. The transcript has 6 exons. Lineage: Eukaryota; Metazoa; Arthropoda; Arachnida; Scorpiones; Buthidae. The coding region runs from base 1011 to 1445 and encodes 144 amino acids.
AAAACCUUUUAUAUGUUGAAAUCUUCUCAAUGAAACUAAUUUGCAUCUAGUUGAAAUGUUUUAAACUAAAGAAACAGGCUUACUAAAAUUUUAGAGACGAUAAGUGUUCUGAAUUCAUUAAUACUUGGAGACUUUGUAAAAAAUUCAGAACCAGCGUAUAAAACAUGUAAAGGAUAUAAAAAUAUACUUUUUUACAGUAUAAAUGUUUCGAUAAAUCAACAUAAUCUUAAAAUAUUCGUGGAUUACACGCUUUAUUCAGAACUCGAAGAUGUCGAAGGCGAAUGGAUUAUCUAACAUCCUAUGUUACAGUAUCUAAAUAGUUCGUGAUUAUUGUAUAUAAGUUUUGUAAUCUGAGACUUAUGCAUAUCUUUUUCGACUGGUAAAGAUUAUCACUAGCAAGAAUUCCCACAUGUCUAGCUAUCUUUAAACACCUCCGUAAUCCACCUGUAUACCUUGGAAUACAUAUUCUGUCUUACAACCGGUUUCGUAUGUCACAACGUAUCAUAAAGCCACAAUAAUUCUUUUUCAUGUUCAAAUGAUAAAAGAAAAUACUCGGGACCACCCCUUCUCUUCGCUUUACUACUCUAAAUUGAAUAAUUGUUGUAGCACCUUUUUUGAUUUGACUCUUUAGUGCGGAAGGUGUCGAGAACACGAUCUGCAUCCUCCUUUCUCACGCUCUAUAACUAGGAAGCGGUUUACCUUUACAAAUGCCGAGCUGGGCCCACACAUAACUCUGUCGAAGAUUACUCUACGUAAAGAUAUAAGGCGUUUAAAAACAUCAUCCCGCGCUGAGAUAAAGUGUUUCGUGUUGUUUCUAAGUCGACCAGAGUCUAAAUCUUUGGACUUUAAUAAGCGUGAAGUUCAUUGAACAAAACUAGCAACUAGAAAAGUACAAUCGGUGUCGCUUUCGAUUUAAAGGCUGCACCGAUCGAGUGGCAUAUCCGCAUAAGGAACUAACACCAAACGCAUAUGCGUCCUGAGUUUUGCAACUGAAUGCAGAGUUGCAAAGAAUGGGGACACCAAGAACUUAUAGGUCGCAUGAUGGCAUUUUUACAGCAUUCCUCAAGUGUACUAAACGUGGGUUACUCAGAAGUCACCGUCCAUCAGAUAUGAGAAACGAAUCUGUCCCUUCCGAAUUCCAUCAUCUAAAUGGAGAUGCUACUACUAAAAAUCAUAAACAAGAUGGAAAAGAUGCUUCUCCUGGAAAUAUCGGAAAAAAAAUGGAAAAUGAAGUACAGUCAACGGAAGAUCGUUCGAAUGUUAUUAAAAGGUUGGAAGAAAGAGAAAGAGAAAUCAUGCGGUUAAAGGAAGAGUUGGGAAGGCAAGAAUUGGAGUUGAAUAAUCAAAAGGAUCAAUAUAGCGAUGCACUUAAAGAUUUGUCGCUGGCGACAAAAGCUAAAGUAAGUUUUUGUUCAUUUAUAUACAGCCAAACUUCGCCCUUCUAGAUAGAGCCAACCUAGUGAAUUAUCUAGAAUGAAUAUUCCUUUUAAAUAUUAAAUUGAAUACCCUUCAGUGUUAGUGAAUUACUAAAUAUAAGAUUUCUCAUCUCGAAUGACAUUGAUAUCAUCGAAUUGACUUUCAAACUCUCAAAUUCACAUAUAGAUCUCGUUACGCCCCACACUCGCUUUAGUGCUAAUUUUAGAGGCGGCGCUAAAUCGAAGUUUGGCUGAAGUUUAAUUUAUUUAAUCUAUGAAGUUAGAUAAACAAUUAGGAAUAUUCAAAGGUAUGAGAA